This is a messenger RNA of Rhizophagus irregularis DAOM 181602=DAOM 197198, 761 nucleotides long. Lineage: Eukaryota; Fungi; Glomeromycota; Glomeromycetes; Glomerales; Glomeraceae. The record is from RefSeq and is a predicted model, not a curated record.
AACACUAAUCUAAAAACUUUUCUCCGGAAAAUCGGAAAAUUAUAAAUUUUGUAUAGAAACAAAGAAACAAAUUUACCAUAUUUAUGAUGCUUUAUAUGAAGAAACAAUCAAACAGUGUAUUUUUUGAAGUUGUAUAAGAUCUACUUAGCGACAGAAACAACGGCAAAAAUAGUAUCAAAGUUGAAUACCUUGGCAGAUUUAGGUGCCUGCCAAAAUGGAAUACUAGCAUCUCAAGAAUUUUAGAAUAGAACUAUGUGGCAUGUUUCUCUAUUAUUACUUGAGAAACAUGAUCAUCUUUUACAUCAUACGUUUCAUGCUUGCGGAUGAUCCUCAAAACAUCAAAAGAACUUGCUGUUUAGUGAGCAAGAGAACAUUAUUAGCUUGGCAUCUAUUGUCUUCAAUGGGUCUUAAAUUAUCAGUCUCAAUAUCCAUAUGGAUGCUUUUAAUAUCAAAGAUAAGGAACGAAGGUCCUGUGAAACAAGAUAAGCUACCUCUGCAUUUAUUGCUUGAGCUGAAAUCUAAUUCCUUUUAUAAGAUCAGGAAGUGUGGUCUUUUGAAUCACAAUGAAGGGAUGAUAAUUAUCCAAAAAUGGUUUUAGAACAAUCGGGUGGUGAUGGUAUUUUUAUUUUCUUAUUAUUUAUUAUCAAUGUGGUAAUUUGCUUUUUUUAUUGUUAUUGGUAGUAACUUCAAUACUUUGUUAAUUUAAAUACAAUCUUUAUCUCUGGAAAAUUAAAUAAAUAUUAAUUUAUAUUUGUUUUAUG